AUGUCGACACCACUUCAAUUUCACAUUUUCCUACCUAGCUAUAUCCUCGGAUACAUUGUUGAUAAUCAAACUAAGCCUAGGAUCGAUUCUGACCUCUUCCUAAGCAAAGCCACUACCUCCCAAAUUGUGGAGGUGAUCCUUUCCUUUUAUCCUUAUUUUCGUUUUACUCAAAAUGCACAAGAAGAUCACGAACUCCUCUUGAAGAUUUUUAUCGAAAUGGUAGCCCCCCGUCUAAACAACAUAACCAUCCCUCUUGGUCGGAAAACGGACUAUGUUCAAGCCGAGCUAGGCUACCCGAUCCACGAUGCGCAACCUUCAAUCAGAUGGAUUAAUUCUAGUGCUGAUAUCGAUGCAAAACGGAUUGAAAGUUUCAACAACCACUGCCUUGUGAACCUCAAGAACGGACAGUACCGUCUUGCGGCCGAAAACCUCAGGGAGUUUGUAAAGAAGUACAAGUAUCUUAAUCAUAACGAGAUUGACGAGAUCAUUGGUGCUCAAGAUGACAUAAACGAGACCUUCCACGAGGUUGGAGGUAAUCUUCGAGACGCCCAAACUUCCAUCGAGAUUAUCCAACUUCGGCUACUUGAGCUCGACCUCUCACCUACCUCCGUGCAAGGCCUCGAAGGGCAAUUAAGAUUGGCAAAAAUUUCAUUCAAAUCACUUCAGAAGACGUUCGAAGUUGUCACUCAGGAUUUUGGGUUAAUUCAAGCUUUGUGCGAUUAUCAUAAGGAAAUUUCCAGCAAACACCGUGAUGGCCAAAAUUAG
This is a messenger RNA of Melampsora larici-populina 98AG31, 765 nucleotides long. RefSeq lists its product as uncharacterized. The coding region runs from base 1 to 765 and encodes 254 amino acids. Lineage: Eukaryota; Fungi; Basidiomycota; Pucciniomycetes; Pucciniales; Melampsoraceae. The transcript has 2 exons. The record is from RefSeq and is a predicted model, not a curated record.